This is a messenger RNA of Eimeria tenella, 2688 nucleotides long. RefSeq names its product NLI interacting factor-like phosphatase domain-containing protein, putative. The coding region runs from base 1 to 2688 and encodes 895 amino acids. The record is from RefSeq and is a predicted model, not a curated record. Gene Ontology annotation, molecular function: RNA polymerase II CTD heptapeptide repeat phosphatase activity. The transcript is spliced from 4 exons. NCBI's taxonomy places the organism in Eukaryota, Apicomplexa, Conoidasida, Eucoccidiorida, Eimeriidae.
AUGAGGGAUGGAUUCAGAGGCCGGGGCAGGGGCCGCGGUGGCGGAGGCUGGCGGGGCAGCCAGCGCGCAACAAUUGCCGAAUCGCAUGAACAGCAGUGGAAAAGUGGCCUUGGGUUAGUCCCCGGGCAAGAGUCGCGUCACUUUAACCCGCGAGAGGCCCGCGCAAGGCCCGAGAGAGAGGCCGAGCCGCCGCACGGGUCUGUGCCUAUGCAUUCCACAGCGCCGCACAGGCGCCGCCACCAAGGCCAGGGCCUCCGUAAGGAACGCGCAGCCCCGUACGAGGCCCGGGCUGGCCUGCUGCCUCACGGGGUGCCCCCGGGGGCCGCGAGAGUGCCGCCUCUGGGCCUGGGGGGGAGGGUGGGGGCUAUGGAGGUGGUGGACGGGCAGCUGGCUUGUGCAGCGCCGCUGCAGGGCUGCAGCAUGCCUGCUGUCUGCUGCAGCGUCUACGCAGACCAGAUAAUUGACUACUACACUGGCAGAAUUUGCCCCAGGCGCUUCUGUGUAGCUUACAAUGAAGUGUGUAAGCUCGUGCGCUUGCCCGAGGCGCCUGCUGCGCCCCCGCAGCAGCUCCCCCCCGCAGCGCUUCGCGGGGUCGAGGAGAGGGUCCCCGAGGGGGGCCCCCCGGGGGCCCGCUCCAACGGGGCCCUCCCGGGGGCUGCAGCUCUCGAGGCGGAAGAAAUGAGUGAAGUAUCGCAAGUUGAGGAGGGGGAAGUUGAUGAGGAGGGCCCCGCGCUCCAGGCGCUGCAGCAAGCUUCCCUGGGCCAGCUGCAGGGCUUACCUGCGGCUUUCCCGCCGCAGGCUGCUGCUGCUGCUGCUGCUGCUGUGGGCAAGCCGGCGCCCGCGCUGACGGCUGCUGCAGAUCCCGCGCAGCACGUUGCGCAGGGGCCACAACCGGCUUCGCCCCCGUUUCAGCAGCAGCAGCAGCAGCCGCCGGCAGCAGCGCCUAGCACCGUCCGGCGGGACCCCAGGUUGGCCGCGAGGGCGCGGGCUGAAACUAGUGCGCAGCGGCAGCAGCAGCAGCAGCAGCAGGAGGCAGCAGCACAGCCGCUAUCGGCGGAAGCCACCGAGGCGCCGCAGCCGCAGCCUGAGCCGCAGGAGCCCCAAGAGAGCCCCUGCCAGCAGCCGCAGCAGCAGCAGCAGCAGGCGAAGUGGGACCCUAGCGUGCUGCCGCCGCAGCUGCGGCGGCAGCCGCUGCUGUCGGGGAAGCUGCCGCUGCUGCUGGACCUCGACAACACGCUGCUGCAUGCACAAGCCGUGGGAGUGGCUGGCUACAACAUAGCCCUUGAAGACUGGCUCGACGAAGACGGGCUGCCGGAAGUGUACAAGUUCGAAUUGCCCUGCAACAGGAAAGUAUACUACUUGAAGCUGCGGCCGGGACUGCGGCGCUUUCUGAAAGCUCUGGCCCCCGUUUUUGAACUUAGCAUUUACACGAAUGCGACUCAGGAGUACGCGGACCUGGUGGUGGCCAUUCUGGAUCCCGACAGGUCUCUUUUCGGCGACCGCAUUGUUGCGCGGGAGUCGUCGGGGAGAGGAGAACAGACGGAAAACAAAACAGUGCGGUGUCUGUACGGGGACCUGGACCGCCGGUGUGUUGUUGCAUUUGAUGACCGGCAGAACAUUUGGACGGAUCUUCCCGUUUCGCACGUGGUGAAGGCGCAGCACUACGAUUUCUUUGACUCGUCGAGGCCUGAGUUGCUAGCCCACUACCCUCACUUGCCCUUAGAGGAAACAUUAGCCGCAAUAGCUGAGAACCCGAGGCAAAGGGCCACGGCUCUAGACAGGCCUUCACCGGUACCGGCUGCAAUGAAACAUUUGAACAGACCUUAUGACUGGGACAGACACAUGCAGCACAUGAUUAAUAUAUUCCUAAAGGUCCACCAGGAAUUCUUCAAGGAUCCUUGGAACGCCAACGUUGGCACAAUUAUAAGCGGCUUUCAGUCACGCGUGCUAGCCGGUGUUGGCUUGUUCCUGACAGGCUACAGGAAGUCCUUUGCACCCGGCAGUCUGGUAGCUGACUGUGAAGAGAGGCAAGCCGAGCUGGCGCAGCGUUUGGGGGCUACAGUGUACAGACGCUUCGACGAGCCCGGCGUGACCCAUGUGAUGGCAGGAAAGAGCAACACUAAUAACAUGCUGGCACUGAAGGAAAGGUCGUUUCAACACUUGAAGAAGGUGCACACCUUGUGGCUGUUCGCGUGCGAGUCGAUGUGGGCCAAAGCCCCAGAGUCGUGCUUUGAUGCGGAUGCUCUUUGUGCCUUGUACGACAACCAGCCACCCUGUGCACCCUUCAAGGACCACUGGAUGCACUUGGCAGAGUUCGUGCCGCCGCCUGCAGUGGCGCCUGCGCAGCCUCUGCCUCUGCAAGACAGGCUGCCAGUAAGGGAGUUUCUAGGCACAGGCCCGUACAGUGACGGCGCCAGUCUGAUCUCGCCAUUCGAAGAAACCAUAUUUCUCUGGAGGCCAGAGAAGCAGCCCAUUCGGCAGCUGUAUUCCAAGGCCUCCACUCAGCACAGCCCACCGACACUUGCAGCCGGCUCGCCACACCCGCAGCAGCAGCUGCAGCAGCAGCUGCUGCCCCUGCGGCCAGAAGGCCAGAACGUGGGCCAGGGACGAGAAGAAAUGACAGCCCGAAGCGGUCGGCAAGAGGCAGAGGUAAUGCCCUUCUGCAACUUUCAGGUGUAUGCCGUGUGA